Xyrichtys novacula (pearly razorfish) is the source of this 4426-nucleotide messenger RNA. Lineage: Eukaryota; Metazoa; Chordata; Actinopteri; Labriformes; Labridae. The record is from the annotation of a GenBank genome assembly.
AUGUUUCAGCUGCUGCUGCUCGCCGCCGUCAUCUUCGGAGGAUAUUACCUGCUGACUCAGACUCUCUUCAAAAGAGCCAAAUGUAAAGGAAACGCAGCGAUGGCGGGGAAGACCGCCAUCAUCACAGGUGAGACACAUUUACUGCAGGUAUCACUGCCUUAGUACUAAAGGUUAAAGGGUUUGGACGAGUUUAAAGAUGAUUAAAGAUUUUUAAAAAGUCAAAAAAAUGAAAAGAAACAGAAAAAUAAUUUCUGUUUUUGUUAUUUAAGUUUUUAUUUUUUACUGUUAGAAAGUUUUUGGCCUCAAAGAUUUUAAUUCAGUAACUCUGAGAAUAUCACAGAACUAAAGAGUCAGGAGGAUUUUACAUCCUAACAGUUCAAGUAUAGAUAUUUAUUAGAUAUGUAUUAAUAGAGUAUUGAUGAAUUAUUGGACCAAUAACAGGCUGAACACAGAUGUUAGUACUCUGUAUUUCCUAAGAACUAAAACAUUUGAAUAAAAUAUCAACAUGAAUUUAAGUUUUUUUUUUUUAAUAAACAGAUUUUGUUUUAUUUUUAGUAUUUAGUUAGAAGCAAAAACCAUUUUAAUCAAAUAAGGUAGAAAAUUAUAAGAAAAGGAGAAAACAUGAAGAAAAAAAAAGGAAAAAGUGGGUCAAAUGUUUCUAAUCGAAGUGUUUUACCCUGAUAUUAUAUUUAUAUUCUGAUCAUUAAUAAACACAGAGGCUGAUUUAACGUUUACUUCUGUUGAAGUUUAAGUCAGUUAUUGAUUUUUAGACCUGUGAUGGCAGGUAACAGGCUGAUAUGUUUGUGUUUGGAGGGAAUCAAUAAAAUCAAAGUUUAUUAUUAAUAAAAUCAAAGUAAAUAAUCAAUAAAAUCAAAGUAAAUAAUCAAUAAAAUCAAAGUAAAUAAUCAAUAAAAUCAAAGUUUAUUAUCAAUAAAAUCAAAGUAAAUAAUCAAUAAAAUCAAAGUUUAUCAAAGUUAAUAAUCAAUAAUCAAAGUUAAUAAUCAAUAAUCAAAGUUUAUCAGUUAAUAAUCAAUAAUCAAAGUUUAGAGUUGAUCUUUGACUUGAACCCUCAGACCACCGUCUGUCUCUGACUCGGUCUCUCUGCCGCAGGAGGAAACACCGGCAUCGGUAAAGCCACGGCUCUGCACCUCGCCAGGAAAGGCGCCCGGGUGAUUCUGGCGUGCAGGAACCGGAACAAAGCGGAGGCGGCCAUCGCAGAGAUCCAGCAGGUUAGACCUUCGAAGGGUUAAUGUGGAGGAGGAGUGUCAGGAGCUCCUCAGACGUGUGAUCACUCGCUCUCUCAGACUCUCACAGGAACUGGUUUGGUCACUGGGAUCAGGUCUGAGUGUCGGGGUGAAACCUCCAGGAUCUGAUCUGAGAUAAUCCCACCAGACUACAGAGUCAGGGACCAGAACCUGGACUUUAACUGUUCUUAUGAAACUGAGAGACCUGCUGGUUUUUAUUCAGAUCCAGUUUGAGCAGGACUGGGAGAACCGGGACCCUUGAAUCAGGAUUAUCUCGAUCACAGUGGGGGGGGGGGGGGGGGGGGGAUUACAGGAUCUAAGAGUUAGAAAACAGGAAACAGAAACUUUCCCUUUAAAAAACUAAAAUUUCAAAGUUAAACUGAGAACAUCGUCUUUACUGUGAGACUCUGGUAGUUUUGGCGCCUCCUGUGGACAAAGUAUGAAGUGUUCUAUAGAGCUGUUGUAUUCUGUCUAUACAUGCGUGUGUACAUCUAUAUCUAUAUAUCUAUCUAUCUCUCUAUCUCUAUAGCUAUAUCUCUUUAUCUCUAUCUCUAUUUCUAUCUAUAUCUACAAUAUAUAUCUAGAUCUCUAUCUAGCUAUAUAUCUCUAGAUCUACAUAAUCUAUAUCUCUAUAAUCUAUAUCUAUUGAUAUAUAUCUCUAUAUUUAUAUAUAUCUAUAUAUCUUUAUCUCUAUAUUUAUCUAUAUCUCUCUCUCUAUUUAUAUAUUGAUGUAUGAAUAGAUAGAUAUAGAUAUAGAUACAUAGAUAGAUAUAAAUAUAGAUAUUGAGGUAUAGAUAUCAAUAUAGAUAUACAUAGAUACCUCAGGAUUUGGUUCUUGUUAUACCCUUCAUAUCCCUCCACUCAUUUCCUGCCUCUGUCCUUUCAAAAUAAAAGCAGAGGUCCAAAGGUAACCUCUGGUCGUGUCGUUGUUGUCGUCACAGGAAACAGGAAGUACAGACGUCUUCUACAUGCACCUGGACUUGGCGAGUCUGAAGUCGGUUCGUCACCUCUGUGAGAACUUCCUGAAGUCCGAGUCCAGACUGGAUCUGCUCAUCAACAACGCAGGUACGAACGAAACCGGCCAAUGAGAACAGCCGAUCUGUCACUGCUGAGGCGGGGGAGGGGACAGGUGUGUCUUCAUUAAACUCUUAAAUCUGGAGUUUUCUCUCUGGGGUUUGGUCUACAGACCUUCAGCAGACUGUCUAACAUGGAUGAAGGUUCGAUCACGAGUCAGAGUUUACGAUCUUUUCUUAAAGAGACAGGAAGUGAGCGUAGAGAGCAGCGAUGGAGACCAUGAAGUUCCUAAAUCUCUGUCUCCUGCAGGUCUGGUGGCUGACGGACGGACUGAGGACGGAUUCGGGAUCGAGUUCGGGGUCAACCACCUGGGUCACUUCCUGCUGACCUGCCUGCUGCUGGAGCGCCUGAAGGAGGCGGGAGGAGGGCGGGUCGUCACUCUGGCGUCCAUCGCUCACCGCUGGGGACACGUCGACUUUGACGUAAGAUUUCCCACCGACAGAAACAAACAGUCAGUCCGUUUCCAUGACGAUCGAGAAAAAAACGAAUUAUCGUCUUAUUCCGAUUAAAACCGGACAACUGAAGGUCACGUAAACACUUUAGUCCGACUAUAAUCAGAGUUUAAGAACUCUGAUUAAGACACACAGAUAAUGAGAUUGGAAUCCGAUUUUCUCUACCGUAUAACCAGCGUAGUCGGAGUAUGAUGCCACGCCCCCUUUAACCUCGUAACAAACCCCCAGAGUAGAGGAGUAGCGUUGGUCUCCUCUUUAGAAAAAGUAGCGCGUCCAUCAUGUCGGACAAAAACAACGCUGUACGAUGCUCCAUCUUCUUGUUUCUCCAAAAUGCCCAGCAGCAGUUGUAGACACUUCUGACGUCUGACACCGACCUGCUGUUGUUGUUGAAAAGACCCAUAUCGCCCCCUAGUGUUGGGGAGGAGGACACGUUCACGUCAAUAAUUUUCUCAGCUGCAUGUAAACGAGGACGAGGAGAGAAGUCUGAUUCAGAGAAAAAGACGAAUUAUGAGUUUAGUCUGAUUAAACUGAGACUGUAAACGAAAUGACUGACAUGAGCUGUAGGGGGCGCCGCACAGACUUCUGACACUUUUACAGUAAAACUGUUUCUGGAGCCGUGUUCUGACGUCUGAGACUGAUUUUAGAUUCAGAUAAAAAAAGGAUGUUAAAGGUUUUACUCUGAAAUAUGAUUUAAUUUCUAAAACUUCAUUUUUUCUGAUUUAUUGAUUUUAAUCUCAGAGAUGAACAAAUAACGAAUCAUCGAUCAGGUUUAUUGAUACAGAGUUUAUCAUCUCAGAGAGUUUCUCUGCAGACGUCGUCGUCGCUCCUCUGACUCACGUGUUCGAUCUGAGGAGCUCUGAGUGUCUCAACAGGUGAGCUCCACGCUCAGGUAAACUCUCUGUACAGGUGUGCUCUGUGCUCACGUACACUCAGGUAUGUUCAGGUAUGUUCAGGUAUGUUCAGGUGUGCUCCGUGAUGUCAUGUUAACUCGCACACUGACUCCGCCCCCUGCAGAGAACAUUCCUCCUCCAUUCACACCUGUGUUUAUGAUGUCAUCACAUGUGCUCUCCUGUCACCUGCGCUCAGCUCUGAUCCAGGUGAGAGGUGUUAACGUGGCGGCGGCGGUGUUGUUGUUGUCGCCCUCAGGCUCUGGCGGCGAACAAAGACCUGGGGACGGGCAGGUACAGCUGGCAGUUCUUCCAGGCGUACUGUAACAGCAAACUGUGUAACGUGCUCUUCACGCACGAGCUCGCCAAGAGGCUGAAGAAGACCGACGUCACCUGCUACAGCGUGCACCCAGGUAAGACGCCGCCCCCCGACACACUCUCAGUUUUAUUCUCUUUUACAGUUUUUCUUUGGCGUCCUUUAACCGUCUCCGCCCUCUCAGGUGUCGUCCGCACCGAGCUGUCCCGUCACGUCAGCCUGUGGCAGAAGGUCUUCAUCGAACCCGUGGCCCGCCUGCUGUUCCUGGACCCUGAAGCCGGCGCUCAGACCACGCUGCACUGCUGCCUCCAGGAGGGGAUCGAACCUCUGAGCGGACAGUACUUCUUCUGCUGCGAACCGCAGAACGUGUGCGCCAACGCCAAAGACGACGAGGUCGCCCGUAAACUGUGGGAGGUCAGCGAGAAGCUCUGUGGACUCUCCGAGAGACACUGA